UACUGCACAGUCCUUGGCCAUUCAGCACUGACCUGGUCCUGGGGUUCUACCAGGGUCGUAGUCUUUGUGUCGGUGAGCCAUUGUCCAGGCGGGAACACUGUCCUUCCCAUGAUACAAUCGAGAUGACAACAUCACUACUCAGAUACCAAGUUGUCACUUGGUCUGAAUCUUUGAGAGAAUUGAAGCCUUGGAAUAAUAUACAGUGAAAUACAGAUUAUUCAAAUCUGCUCUUGGACAGACACAGUCUUCCCUUUCCUCAAGGGUUCACUACUUUUCCAGGCAAACCCAAAGGGAAUGUGUACCAGCCAACCGCACAUUAACAUCCCGGAAAUGAUUUGGAAGAAACGGGAAAAACAGGCUUUGACGAAGGAAGAAAUCCACUACUUUGUGAGAGGCGUAACAGAGGGAAGUAUCCAAGACAGCCAGAUUGGGGCUAUGCUGAUGGCAAUUCGUCUACAGGGAAUGACACGGGAGGAAGCAGUGAAUCUGACCCAGGAGAUGAAAGUGUCUGGUGCUAUCCUGCAAUGGCCAAAGGAGUGGUCUGGGUUGGUAGUUGACAAGCAUUCGACAGGAGGAGUCGGGGACAAGGUCAGCCUCAUUCUUGCACCAGCAUUGGCUGCAUGCGGUUGCAAGGUUCCAAUGAUCAGUGGCCGAGGCUUGGGCCACACUGGGGGCACGCUGGACAAACUGGAAUCCAUCCCAGGAUUCAACAUUAAGAAGAAUCCAGAAGAGAUGAAGACUAUCUUGUCUGAGGUUGGUUGUUGUAUUGUCGGACAGACAGCUGAGCUGGUGCCAGCUGAUAAGAAGCUUUAUGCGAUCAGGGAUGUGACAUCGACAGUGGACAGUCUGCCCCUCAUAGCAGCCUCCAUAAUAUCAAAGAAAGCAGUGGAGUCCCUUAAUGGUCUGAUUCUGGAUGUGAAAUUUGGAGAGGGAGCUUUGUUCAAGGAGAUCAAUGGAGCAAGAGAGCUGGCACAUUACUUGGUAGAUAUUGGAAAUCGCUUGGGAAUUCAAACACUUGCUGCUCUCUCCAGGAUGGAUAAUCCCAUCGGGAGGUGUGUUGGGAACUCUUUAGAAGUCUUGGAAUCCAUUGAAUGCCUGAAGGGAAAUGGGCCCAAGGACUUGGAGGAACUGGUCACCUGCUUAGGAGGCCACCUGCUACAUUUGUGUGGAAAGGCUGAGAGCGUCAAGGUUGGAGAAAAGGCCAUCAAAGAUGUGUUGAAAAAUUGCAGUGCCCUGGACAAGUUCCAAGCCAUGCUGGUAGCCCAGGGAGUGACAGCUGGCUUGGCCAAGGACUUGUGUCAGGGGAAAGAGGUCCUUAAACGUGCAGAGAAACAGGAAGAACUGAAGGCUGAGGCUGAAGGGGUAGUCCAGGCGAUCCACUCUCUGCCUUUAGCUAAGGUAGUGCAUGAACUAGGCGCAGGACGCAAUCAUCCUGAGGAGUCAAUCAACUGGAGUGUUGGUAUAGAACUUCUGAAAACCGUGGGUAACAAGAUUAACAAAGGGGAUUCCUGGAUUAGGGUCCAUUUUGAAGACAAUUCCCUCAGUGAAGGACAGAAGAUUAGUCUCCAGAAAUCACUGGUCGUCGGAGAAAAGGUUGAAGAUGUUCCCUUGGUUACUGAGAUCAUUGGAGCACAGGGACAGAAAAAACACAAAUGUGCGGUUUAAGUGACAAACAAAGUAAGAGCACAGUGAGACCCAGGCUCACGAUUCUUAGACUGCAAUGGCUCUGGAAGAAGUUCCAACAUCUUCUCAAGUGGCAUCUAUGAACAGGGAAUAAAUUCUGGACAUUCUCGUUUCAUCAAUACCUUGAGAAUUAAUAUCAAACAGGAAUGUUCUGCAGAAAAAUGCAAAAAUGCAAGAAAUAAAACAAAAUGUCAUAUGGGGCCCUUACGCCUAUUCUGCUAUUCAAUAAGAUCAUGUACUCCUACUUUCCACCCCCCACCGGUGAUCCAACUCGUAUUCCCUCAUUCCCAGAGUGCACAAAAUCUAAUGUUCACAGUUCUGAGUUUACACAUCCAUUGAACAUUCAAAGCCCCCCCCCCCUCACCCCGGGGUAGAGAGUUUUAAUUCAAUGAGUGAAGAAAUUUCUCAUCAUCUUCAUUCUUUCUGUGGCUUCCAGAUUCUAGAUUCUUCGGUCAGCCCCUCAGCAUUUCACAGGACAAGUUCUCUAAUCAAUUUGUAUGUCUCAAAUUGAUUGUUUCUCAUUCAGGAAAAAAAGGCCCAUGCUUCUCAAAUUUUCCCCAGACAAAAAUCACCUACUUCCCACAAAUGAAGUUGGUGCACAAUCUGGAUUUCUGGGUGGCCAGUCAGUCAUUUCUACAGCGUGGAUGGGAACUGUAGACUGGGAGCCUGGGGAAUUCCUCACAUAGCAAACUAUCCAAAAAAUUGAAGAUUUCAAUGGGCACCUUCCUGGAAUUCUCCAAAAGUAGUCAUUUAAAUUGGACAAUCUGGAGGGUUCAGUUGCAGUUAAGUAACCAGGAAAGAUUAGACUAUUACAUACCUAGACUGACUCUUCAAUAACUAUUAAACAGAUCACAAAACAUAUGACAUAUAUUGCUAAGUGAAGCCCACCCAGAUCCUUAAACCCUAUACAACCUUUCAAGUACAUCCCACUGACCUCCAAUGCAAUUUAUGUUAAAUUAGUUUUAUUUACUCCUGUGUUAAACUCUGUCCUUUUGUAAUUGUUGAAGUGAAUCUUGGAUAUCUGUAGUUUUGAUAUCCAAAAUAGGAUUAGAUAUACAGUAAAGCUCCCUUGACUCUGUUCCCAUUAAACGCUCUCAGGCUGGUACAGCAAGGGGUUAGAUAGAGCAAAUCUCUCCCCACUGCCCCCAAACACACCGAAGGGGUACAUCAUGACGUUAGAGGCAGAAUAAGUGUUCCACAGUCUGAUCAAUUUCUUGCUUCCACCAGUUCCUGUAGCAGAGAUAUUUCUACUUCCUGCUCCUUUGAGACCAGGACUGCCUGGUUAGGUUUGAAGUAAAGUUCCACAUUUCCGAAGGAUCAAAGUCUCCUGCCAGAAAUGUGGGUGCACUUUCUUAACAUAGAAAUGUCGGAGUGGGAUGACAAUCUGACUGUGAUUAGAGCUCCUUGGAAAAUCUGUUCCAUUAUUCCAGGUGUGCUCUCACCAAAGCCCCAUAUAUAAUUACAGCAACAGUUCCUUCCCGAAGUAAUUUGAACUGGAGGUUAACUUAGCAUUUGCAUUUAUAAUGUCUCACUUUAUCUGCAUCAUAACUUUAUGAUUCAUGUACAAAGGUACCCAAAUUCUUCUAAAUAUCAACAUUUAUUAAUCUCUCAUCUUUUAACAAUUAUUUUGUUUUUCUGUUCUUCCUACAAAAGUGGACAAUUAAAUAUUGCCCUACUUCAUUUAUCACCUUUUCACCUACUGGUUUUAUCAGUCUAAGUCCCUUUGCAAAUAACCUUACAUCCUCUGCACAACUUACUUUUCCACUCUGUAUCAUAAAACUUGGAUAGACUUCAAGAGCAAAAUACCAAGGAUGCUGGAAAGCUGAUAUAAAAAGAGGAAAAUUGCAGGGAGCCAAAACAUCACUGACAGAUUUUCACUUUUGGAUCAGGAACCUGAUAUCAGGAUAACUUAUGACUCCUGACCCCAUACAGCAGUAGCAGGUUUUGAAUGAAAGUCUAUUAGUGGGCAGAAGGUAUGUUCAUUAACGAAUUAAGAAUGACAGGCAGAAUUUGGAAGCCGGAGAACAAACUCAGGAUCUUCCAGCAGUCAAAACACUGCAGUCUGUGAUGCAAGUCAGGGAGACAGAUAGUGCCACUAGAAGGAAGCAUCCUGUCAGCACAUUUGACAAACUUCUAAAGAAGAAAUUGCUGCAGAUGUUGGAAUGGUACCAUCGUGGGAGAACCUGCUCAUGGGCCAACCAUGUAGGUAAAUAGUUUGGAGAGAGUCCAAUCAUGGCUGGGUUUGUGGGAAUAUACAGGAAGAAUUAGCUUGAAUGGAGUGAAUAACCUUUCUCAUUACGUUGUCUCUGUAUAUCUUCCACAAAAUCUCAUUAAAGCAAACAAUCCUAAUGCAUGAAUCCAGAAGAUACUGAAUUAAAAGCAUCAUCACAUCUCAACUUUGCCUGUCAUCAACCAAUUUCCAGUAGACAUGCUGGAUGGCCCUCCUGGGUCUGAAUACCGUGACAAGUAUAGACCCCAAAAGAGCCACGUUUCAGGUCACACCUGCUGUUGCACAUACCCAUGAAGCCUUGAAAUGUUGCUGUGGUUACAUUUGAUUAAUCUUAUCUGCCCUUGUGCUUCUUGUUAAACACUCAACUAUUUGUCUCUAGGAUUGGUGUCAGUUUGCUUUUCUAUCUAUUAAGCCUUUUUGUUUGUUUUGCACAUAAAGGGGCAAAGAGUAGUUCUGAAAGUUCAGUCAGCAUAUUUUUAAUCAUAUGAUCAAAAACAUGACAAGGCUUUGUGAUCAGUUCCUUAUUUAUACAAUUAGAUGAUAAGUUACCUUAAUCUGUUACAUACUGAUGUGUUUAGUUAUAGAGUGAAUGGUUAGCAUAAACCAAAAUUACAUACAGGUAAAUGCAGCUAACAUACAGGCAACCAGUAAGAGUAACUAGCAUAAUCCACGGGCUGAUACCUGCAUUUGUCGGAGGAUGUGCUAUUCAGGAAAAUAUCAAUCCAAAGGUCACUGGAGAAUUGGAAAAGAUGUCAUUCGCACUAUGUUGUCUGCUAGAAGCUGCUUUGGCAUUUUAGCUCACUUUACAGCCCUCAUGGGCAAAGCCAAGUGCUGCAAAUGUUUCCAUUAGCUUUGACGGAGUUCCCAUAAAAUAUUCAAUGCCAUAUAUCUGAAGGUUGCAUCAGAAAAUGCAGCUAAGCCAGGGUGACUGGAAACCAUGACUCUGGGCUGGUUUGAGCUGCCUGUCACACUCAAACCAUUCAACCCAUUUUAUGAAACAUUAGGUUAAAGACAAACUGAAAUUUGUCAUAUCCUGGGAAUGUUCCCACUCUCACUUCUAUAACUUCUGCUAGUAAGCAGCUUGAACUGGGGAAGAAUUCUGAUGUUCAGUUGUGGGUUUAUUCAUAAUUAUUUCAACGGAUACUAUACCUGGUGAUAGGAGAGUGGUUUCUUGUUAGAAGUUUGGGACUGGAGAGCGCACUGCAUAAUAAUAAAUCCAUCAGUCCUGUGUAUGUUUCCACUGAAAGCAAUCCAGCUGGCACCUUGAUUCCCAUGGAAGCACAUUCCUCUAAUUUACUAUCUUCUACUGAAACCCACCUUUGAAGUAGCCUAAUUAUCCCCACUCCCCACCAGCCCAUCCCCACACAAACCCAAGUGCCCAUUCCACCUAAUAUGCUAAUUGUCCCAUGAAAGCCCAUCUCUCUGGUAUUUUAACUUCCUGAUUAAAGUCCAUCUAUCUCAUACCCUAACUCCUCUAUUGAAUCCCAUUAUGCAAAUACCUUAACUCUUGCAUUAGAGAUAGUUCUUUUGGAACCCAAAGUCGCCCAAUAAACUUGAUCCUCAACCCAUUCCACUGAAGCCCAUCCCUUUGGGAAAUUAAUUCUCUCAUAACAGUUAUAAAUGAAUCUUUGAA
Messenger RNA from Chiloscyllium plagiosum (whitespotted bambooshark), 5546 nucleotides. Lineage: Eukaryota; Metazoa; Chordata; Chondrichthyes; Orectolobiformes; Hemiscylliidae. The record is from RefSeq and is a predicted model, not a curated record.